AGCUGAACCUUGAAAGGAGGUUUCCGUCCGUUUUUCCGCCGCAGAGCAAAUCUCUGUAAUUUUCCCCUUUUAGCGAUAUCGAUAUCGCAAGCGAUAGUUGCAUCUCUCUCUAUAUCUCUCUUCACGAAUUAGCUAGUUAGGAUUCCUUGUGAAGCUAAGAGAGGUCACCGUUUCGAUACUCAAAGAUGAAAAGAGGAUACCCUAAUUCUUCACCGUCAGAUUCGUCAGGACCGCCUCAAUCUAGAGUUAAACAUAACCCAGAAGGUGAUGAUGAUAUUUUAGACGACGAGAAUACGAAAAAGUUUACCAGGACAGUAGCUGAUCAUUACAGCGCACGAUCAAACCAAACUCUUGAAGAACGUGAAGCUAGCCCAAUCAUUCAUUUAAAGAAGCUCAACAAUUGGAUCAAAAGUGUCUUAAUUCAGCUUUACACCCGUCCAAGAGAUGCUGUUCUUGAUAUGGCUUGUGGAAAGGGAGGCGAUCUGAUAAAGUGGGACAAAGCUAAGAUUGGAUAUUAUGUUGGAAUUGAUAUAGCUGAAGGCUCGAUAGAAGACUGUCGUACACGUUACAAUAGUGAUGGAGAUCAACAUCAACGACGUAGAAAAUUCACAUUUCCUGCCAGGCUCAUAUGUGGGGAUUGUUUCGAGGUUCGUCUCGAUAGAGUUUUGGCAGAAGAUGCUCCAUUUGAUAUUUGCAGUUGCCAGUUUGCGAUGCAUUACUCGUGGUCAACAGAGGCACGUGCCAGACGGGCUUUGGCCAAUGUAUCGGCUUUACUGAGGCCUGGAGGCGUCUUCAUUGGUACAAUGCCCGAUGCCAAUGUUAUCAUAAAAAAACUUAGAGAAGCCAAGGGUUUGAGUUUUGGCAAUAGUGUGUAUGGUAUACAAUUUGAUGAUGAAUUUUCUCGUAAGAAAUUCAAUGUUUCUAGCCCUUUUGGUAUAAGUUACCAGUUCCACCUUGAGGACGCGGUUGAUUGUCCAGAGUGGAUUGUUCCGUUUAAUGUAUUUAAAGCAUUGGCUGAGGAGUACGGUUUCGAUCUAUUGUUUGCAAUGAAUUCACAUGCUUUUGUCCAAGAAUACUUAAAGAAACCAGAAUACAUAGAGCUCAUGCAUAGACUUGGAGCCUUGGGUGAUGGUAAAGAUGAUCAAAGUACAUUGUCUCCAGAUGAGUGGGAGGUAGCUUAUCUAUAUCUUACCUUUGCAUUAAGGAAGAAACCUGAACCGGGAUGGAAACCUGUGAAAGGUAGAAGAGACUUGGCGAAGAUGAACAUCUCAAAAGAGGACGUUACAUUCGUCGAUUCUAGUGUUUAAAUAGUUUUAUUUGAAAAUUUUGUUAUUCUCAAGAGUUUUCUGUUUGAAAUGAACUGUUAUAAUUUUUUACUGUAUUUUGUUGUUAUAUAGACUGUAGAGUAGAAAAUUGUGAUAUGGUUGAAAAUUAUUUACUGAGAUCUUUUAGUUGAAUUUUUAGGUUGGAUUAAUAAAUUAAGAGAAACUAUCUCUUUA
Impatiens glandulifera is the source of this 1499-nucleotide messenger RNA. RefSeq names its product mRNA cap guanine-N7 methyltransferase 1. The coding region runs from base 186 to 1307 and encodes 373 amino acids. The record is from RefSeq and is a predicted model, not a curated record. Lineage: Eukaryota; Viridiplantae; Streptophyta; Magnoliopsida; Ericales; Balsaminaceae. Gene Ontology annotation, cellular component: nucleus. The transcript has 13 exons. Gene Ontology annotation, biological process: 7-methylguanosine mRNA capping. Gene Ontology annotation, molecular function: mRNA 5'-cap (guanine-N7-)-methyltransferase activity.